Aphanomyces astaci is the source of this 962-nucleotide messenger RNA. RefSeq lists its product as hypothetical. The transcript has 4 exons. The record is from RefSeq and is a predicted model, not a curated record. The coding region runs from base 52 to 834 and encodes 260 amino acids. NCBI's taxonomy places the organism in Eukaryota, Oomycota, Saprolegniomycetes, Saprolegniales, Verrucalvaceae.
CACAGAUACGAAAUCGUCGGUACCCCUUCGAGUAAUCCGGGGUAUGAAAGAAUGAACCAUCCUGGCAAUGUUCGAGAACAGCUUCACAUGGACAAGCAGCAGCUGCAGCACUUGAAUAGUGGCCAUCUCAAUACCACCGACGGGACCAACAGCGAUCAUCCCGGGCAGCUGCCGUCAUCGCAGCACCCAGCAAAUCGCCACCACCACCAGCACAACCAACAUCAACACCAGCAGUCAUCGUCCCCACUGCCUUCUCAUGUGUACUCGACGUCUCAAACAACAUGGACGGCCCAAGAGCUGCAUCUCCUCCACAAAGGCUUGACGGCGUUCCCGUCCGAACGCUACGACAGCAUCACACGUUGCAUCAAGGUCGCGUCGACAAUUCCAGACAAGUGCAUUCGAGACGUCGCGUGCAAGAUCCGAAGCAUUCACACGUCUCAAGCAAAGCAGGCCAUGCACCACGACCAGCGGGCGAUGUCGCCCAUGCCGCCACUAUCGUCGUCCAAGCGGCAAAAGCUCGACAACAACGACUUGCACAUGGUGCCUCUCACGAUCAAGAAGGAACCGGUGCUAUCCCACGAAGACGCGGUCCGAAAAGGCCUUCAGGAGAAUGACCACACGCUGCAUUCGAUGCGGGCCAACUUGGCGUCGGGUCAGUUGCGAAGCAACCUCGAGCUCAUGGCGCACUUCCGGGGAACUUGCAACGCCGUGCUCAAACGACUUGGCGCCAUGUGCCCCGCGGUGCCGCCACUUCCACUACACCUGGACAUGUCGUUGCUGCAAUCUCAUCCCACACCGCCGGCGUCAUCACACAACAACCAAGACGACGUAUAGCUUGUUUGGGAACGGACGUUUAUAGAGAUACAUUGUGUAUGUAUGUACUGGGCAUCCUCUUUAAGGUGUACCUUGUCACAGAAUUGAAUUCAAAGUGCAUACUCGUGACUGCGAUGCACCUGCUACUA